This is a messenger RNA of Camellia sinensis, 701 nucleotides long. The record is from RefSeq and is a predicted model, not a curated record. NCBI's taxonomy places the organism in Eukaryota, Viridiplantae, Streptophyta, Magnoliopsida, Ericales, Theaceae.
AUGGAUUUGAGUGACUUACCAGAUGAAGGGGUAGAAGCACUGAAGAUGAAGUGCGUGUUUCGUGGAUGUGUACCAAAGAAACUACAUGUGUUCACAUCCAAAUAUUCUCAUGAAUUUGAAGAGAGUUGUGGUUUUGGAUGGAAAUAUGAAACUGGACCCAAGCAUGAUUGGAGCACCCUGAUGGCUAAUAAGAAUGCUGAAUUUCAGUGCCUUAUUUGUAUCUACAAGAACAUUCUGAAAAAUGCUGGUGUCACUUUGAUUGAAGGGCUUGGAAAGAUUGUGGACCCACGCACCGUGGAUGUAGAUGGGAAACUCUACUCGGUAAGGCACAUACUAGUUGCAGUUGGGGGACGCCCUUCCAUUCCUAAAAUUCCCAGAAGUGAAUAUGCAAUAGAUUCAGAUGCAGCCCUUGAUUUGCCUUCAAGACCUGAAAAAAUCGCAAUAGUUGGGGGAGUUUACAUUGCACUUGAGUUUGCUGGUAUCUUUAAUGGUUUGAGAAGUGACGUCCAUGUAUUCAUACGACAGAAAAAGGUUUUGAGAGGUUUUGAUGAGGAGGUCAGAGAUUUUGUUGCAGAAUAGAUGUCUCUAAGAGGGAUUGAAUUUCACACAGAGGAGUCACCUCAGGCUAUCCUUAAAUCGGCAGAUGGUUCACUAUCUUUGAAAACUAACAAAGGAACAGUUGAACGUUUUUCUCAUAUUAU